AUGAACUUGCUGCUACAGGACCCCUUUCAAGUACUGAAGGAAUACCCAGAGAGACUGAUACACACUAUUAAUGGGCCCGUCAAGACUACUACAAUUGCAUUCUCCCACAAUGGCGACUACUUAGCAACAGGCUGUCUCGACGGUACUAUUAUCAUAUACGAUAUGGACACAAUGAAACCAGCCACGGUGCUGAGCGCUCACGUCAGAGCGAUCCAAUGGCUGCAAUGGAGCCCCCAUGGCGAUCGAUUGUUGAGUAGCAGCAGGGACAUGACCGUGAAAAUCUGGGAUUUAAAUUCGAUCGGCAAAAACAUCGAUAUUGUUACACCGUCUCAUGAUUUGGCAUUCAAUGGACCCGUAUGGGGCGCUCAUUGGAUCAAUGAUGGCUUGGUCGCAGUGAACAUAUUGGAAGAAUCCUUUGCUAUGCUAAUCGAUUUAAACACUGAAAGAAAAAGGUUUUUGAAGAUUGAUGAUGCCGAUGCCGAUGAUGUAGCUAUGGACCAGGGCUACGGACUAAACUGCGAAUUGUAUCCAUUGGCUCAAUAUGGUACUAUUAUUAUCACAGGCAGUUCAAAAGGCUGGAUUAAUUUCUUUAAGAUCGAGAAUUUCGAUAAUUAUGAACAUUUAUACGGCACGCGUGUUUGCUCUUCAAAUAUCAAACAUUUAUUGAUUUCUCAGAAUGGAGAACGUCUGGUCGUCAACUGUUCAGAUAGAUCGAUUAAGCAAUAUCAUCUUAAUAUGCAGCCUAUCGAAUUGACUUUGGAACAUAAAUAUCAAGACGUUAUCAACAGAUUGCAAUGGAACGAUAUCAAAUUCUCAAACCAUAACGCAGAAUACCUAGUGGCGUCUCCGCACGGUAGUUCCACCCAUGAACUGUAUUUAUGGGAAACAAGAUCCGGCUCGUUGGUCAGAGUCCUCGAAGGCGCAGAAGAAGAAUUGAUGGCAAUCGAUUGGGAUUUUAAAAAUAUGCGAAUCGCUUCAACUGGCUUGGAGACAGGCGACAUCUAUUUAUGGUCGUUGGUUAUUCAGCCUAAAUGGAGCGCUUUGGCGCCAGACUUCGAAGAAAUUGAAGAAAAUAUAGACUAUCAAGAGAAAGAAGAUGAAUUCGAUGAUGAGGAUCAAGACGUCGACGAAAACGAAAAUAAAAUAUCAUCAACAAAGGAAGAAGAUACCCCAAUAGAUUUGACGACAAUGGACCCUUGUGAUGUGAGAGGCAAUGAACAGGUCACUUCCUUCAUCUUACCGACAGAUUACCAAAGUAUUUUGAUGGUUCAAAGAUUGUAA
Molecule: messenger RNA, 1281 nt
Organism: Maudiozyma barnettii
Lineage: Eukaryota; Fungi; Ascomycota; Saccharomycetes; Saccharomycetales; Saccharomycetaceae
Gene: SWD1
Product: COMPASS subunit protein SWD1
Exons: 1
Coding region: 1-1281 (426 amino acids)
Cellular component (GO): Set1C/COMPASS complex
Molecular function (GO): protein binding
Source: RefSeq, a predicted model, not a curated record